AUGAUAGACGACCGGAAAAAGAUCGGCAUCGGCCUGACCGGCAUCGGCGUCGUGUUCACGAUGCUCGGAGUCCUCCUCCUCUUCGAUAGAGCGCUGAUCGCCAUGGGCAACGUGCUGUUCCUGAGCGGCGUGGCGACGACGAUCGGCCCGGAGGCCACGAUCAAGUUCUUCAUCAAGCCGCGGAACUACAAGGGCACCGCGUUCUUCGGCGCGGGGUUCCUGCUCGUCCUGUGGGGGUGGGCGAUGGUGGGCAUCGCGCUCGAGGGCUACGGGUUCUUCCUGCUCUUCGCAGGGUUCUUCCCGACGGUGUUGCACUUUUUGCGGCGGAUGCCGUACCUCGGCAAGGCGCUCGACGCGCCGUGGUUCAAGAACAUCCUCAACAAGGUCGCGCCGCCACAGCAGCUGCCCGUCUAG
Pedinophyceae sp. YPF-701 is the source of this 414-nucleotide messenger RNA. The record is from the annotation of a GenBank genome assembly. NCBI's taxonomy places the organism in Eukaryota, Viridiplantae, Chlorophyta, Pedinophyceae.